Molecule: messenger RNA, 1460 nt
Organism: Xylaria bambusicola
Lineage: Eukaryota; Fungi; Ascomycota; Sordariomycetes; Xylariales; Xylariaceae
Product: carbohydrate-binding module family 1 protein
Exons: 4
Coding region: 221-1225 (334 amino acids)
Biological process (GO): carbohydrate metabolic process
Cellular component (GO): extracellular region
Molecular function (GO): cellulose binding
Source: RefSeq, a predicted model, not a curated record
GGUAAGCCGGCGCUUCACUCCGUGCCCAUAAUGGAUACAUGAUGAAGGAAUCGUGUGAUAGAAUGCGGGGAUGAACCAAAGUAAAGAGGCUUCAGAAUGAUGAGAGUAUAUAGAUAACAACGGCCCAAAUCAUCGGGUCCUAAACACAACCCCUAGCGAUCAACACCUUCAGCACGUCUCGCAUAUCUCAAAUCAGCUUCAGACCUCAGCUACAGCAUAAAUGAAAUCGACUCUAUACACAGUCGCCGCUGUGGCUUUCGGCGCGGUCAAUAUUGCUGCACACGCCACGUUCCAGGACCUAUGGAUAAACGGUGUGGAUUAUGGCGCAAGCUGCGCCCGUUUACCUAGGUCCAACUCCCCCGUGCAAGAUGUGACAUCGAAGGACAUUGCCUGCAACGCCGGCACAUCGCCAGUAUCAGGCAAAUGCUCCGUCGCCGCCGGCGACAUAGUGACGGUGGAAAUGCACCAGCAGCCCGGUGACAGGAACUGCGCCAACGAAGCCAUUGGCGGCGACCACCACGGGCCGGUGCAGGUGUACAUGGCGGCGGUCUCGAACGCCGCAAGCGCAGCUGGGUCGGAUGCGUCGUGGUUCAAGAUCUUCGCCGACACGUGGGCGUCGAAUCCGAGCGGCUCCAACGGCGACGCCGAUUUUUGGGGUAGUAAGGAUUUGAACAAGUGCUGUGGACGGAUGAGCGUUAAGAUCCCCAACGAUAUCGCGCCCGGUGAUUACUUGUUGCGCGCUGAGGAACUCGCGCUGCAUUCCGCUGCGAGUAGCGGCGGUGCCCAGUUCUAUAUGACAUGCUUCCAGCUCACGGUGACGGGAUCCGGCACCGCGAAGCCCGCGGGUGUGAAGUUGCCUGGCGCGUAUGCUGCGAGCGACCCCGGUAUCUUGGUCAAUAUCCAUGCGUCUAUGGCCACUUACAUCGCCCCUGGUCCUACUGUGUACUCGGGCGGUUCAACGAAGAAGGCUGGCACAGGGUGCCAGAACUGCGAGUCGACUUGCGCGGUUGGCAGUAGCCCGACGACGUCGGCGUCGAAUGGCGGGGGCGGCAGCGGACCGUCAACAACGAUAAGAACAUCGACGACGACUAGAAGUGGUUCUAGUCCUACGGGUUGCACCGCCGCUUUGUAUCAGCAAUGCGGAGGCAUUGGCUAUACGGGUUGUACUGCGUGUGCUUCAGGAACGUGUAAUGCCCUCAACGACUACUAUUCGCAGUGCCUUUAAUUAUAUAGUAUGAAUCCGACGAUGUGGCUUUAUGCGCAUUCGGUGUUCUGUGAUGGAAAGUGUUUGGAGCAACUAGUUGUGAAUAUUAGUUGCAUCCCAGAGCAGUGGUUGCUGUUACAUGUCAACACUGCCUGUUUAAACUGUUCUAUAUUAUUUGUAUAUUGGGUAUAUUAAGGUUAUAUAUACAGGCUUUUUCACCUCAUGAAUGUUGCUUCCAUCCUUCACUGUCACGUUG